Penicillium subrubescens is the source of this 1185-nucleotide messenger RNA. Its product is annotated as heme-dependent oxidative N-demethylase family protein. The transcript is spliced from 2 exons. NCBI's taxonomy places the organism in Eukaryota, Fungi, Ascomycota, Eurotiomycetes, Eurotiales, Aspergillaceae. The record is from RefSeq and is a predicted model, not a curated record. Bases 1 to 1185 code for a protein of 394 amino acids.
AUGCUUGCCAACCUCAUUUUCAGUUUCGGAAGCCCCGUCUGGACUGGCAUCAUCAUCUCUCUUCUCCUUUGUGGCAUUACACGCGCUUUGAAGCUCCUCCUCGCUGCCAAUAAGCUUAGAUCAAAACCUCAGUCUACGAAUAAUGAAGCGCGGUCAAAGACUGAGUACGGCCCAGAUCCUUUGGGUUUCGGCGCCAUAGUCACUUUUCAGGGGCUUCCCUUGAGCCAAAAGCCAGACUGGCCGAGAUAUUGGAAGCCGGGGAAAUUUCAAAUGACUAUGGCACUGCGCAAGCUAGACAUCAACAAUUGGUUCAACUACGAUGAGCUUUUUGAUGACGAACAUACCAAAAAGCUUGCUAUGGCUCGAAGUGAAGACUCCAAAGAUUACGUGGACUACCUCGACGGAAUCGAUGAUGCUGUGUUAGAGCUACUGGACACAGUUGUGGCAUAUGUCACUAAGCGCUUUCCCGGCAUCUUCCGAGCAGACAAAAAUUAUGUUUAUAUUGAUCAUUUGCAAGAGAAAUAUCGAAUUCGGGAGCCGUUUGAUUUUCAUCCACUCACCGUUGUGGGCUUGUUGGUAAUGGAUGAUGUCUACGUGCUUAAAAAGUGUCAAAAUGAUUUUUACACGUUGCGUGGCGCUUUCCUGGCUUGCCCCUCUGGUUGGCGACUUCAACAGCGGAUAGGGUGGCAGCUGCACCAAAUCCACGAUCCGGUUCCACUUUGGAAAGAGAAACUGCGCAAAUCUAUGGAGCGCUUUUUCCUCAAUCUUCACCCGUCGAAAGCAAUCCAACGAAACAAUCUCGUUAUUCAACCAGUUGGGGAUAUAUUUCAAAUUGUUCCAUUCGAGAGUAACCCGAAAUGCAGUUCGAUCGAUCAAGUCCAUAUCCGUACGGAGUUGCAAUCUCUGACUCGACUCCCUCGGUCGCAAGCAAUCAUCUUCACGGUCAGGACAUAUUUAACUCCUGUGACAAUACUCCGGGAGGAACCAGCUCAAUUGGAAGCCUUGUGGGAUCACAUCAGACAUUUUCCUCCGGACGUUGCGGACUACAAGUGCCGGCAUCUCUGGGGGGAUGUGUUUGAGGAGUUUUGUCGGGAUGUGCUUAGAAAGAAUGAUCCGCACAUUGGUAAUGCCGAGGAAAAGGUUGAAAUUGCUAAACGAGGAGGUUGUCCACUGGAAUCUAAGUAG